GGAUGCCAUUUUCUAUGCAUGUUUACUGCCCACAAAACUGGGUCAGCGCUCCUCACAGCAAGGGUCGGACCAGUUCCCUUGGUAACCGUGACAUCUGAUACUAGGGAUGGUCAAGCUGCCUGCAGAUGUUACAUUCUUAUCAGGAACCUUGUCCGAGCUGUUCAACUGGUUGUACACAGUACACGUGCUAAACGACUUACACAGAAGAUAUUUGGAUUAAUCACGAAGAAGAAAGAGAGCAUUUCUUUGAUCAAAAGACAAUCUACAGUAAGGAAGAACCGCCUUUGUGCGACAGCAACAGAUUCGGAAAUUGCAGCAAUUGCAAAAGAUUGGUUCAGAUUUGCUUGUGAUCGCGAUGGUGGCAGGAAAAGGAGACAGGAACAAAAAAGGGCACAACAGGCAGCUACUGCAACUAUCAAUGCUGUGCUUAGUGACAAUUCCGAACAGGACUGAUCUGGGGCAGAUAACUAAAAUUAACAUCUGAUAAUCAUUUAUCAGUUUUGACUCUUUAUAAUGAUACAUAACAUACUGUAUUUAAAACUGUUGAUUGUAAAAGAGAAUAAUGUACAUUUAAUCACUGUAUUGUCAUCAUAUACAAAUAAAUUGUAAAGCACUUGCCAAUAUGACAACUGAUUAAUUUUUAUGUUGCCAGCAUUACACAUAAGCAUCACUUUAUCUACUGUUUGUUACGUUGGGCCAAUG
This is a messenger RNA of Pecten maximus, 702 nucleotides long. RefSeq lists its product as uncharacterized. NCBI's taxonomy places the organism in Eukaryota, Metazoa, Mollusca, Bivalvia, Pectinida, Pectinidae. The record is from RefSeq and is a predicted model, not a curated record. The transcript is spliced from 2 exons. The coding region runs from base 19 to 453 and encodes 144 amino acids.